CGACGGGGGAUGAGCCGUGCGCUGAACGGCCAUUCCCAUUGUCUGCUCGCUCGGGGUCACAGUGUCCAGUGCCAGUCCUUGUGUCUGUGUUAUGGCUGUCGGUCCAGGCCGUUGUCUUUCUUUUCACGCACUCGCUGAUGUCACCUCACCGGCGCCAAGGGAGCUUGUUCUUCUCUUUUUUGACGCGACGGACAAAUCCAGCGUCCAGCCAACGUAGCUCAAUCGACACGCAACGACGGCCUCUCCUGAUGCGGAGGUACCUUGGGCUCAGGCCCAUACACCUGGUAUGGACGCCUGUCCGGCAUUAUUCCCGAUCCCCUUCUCUCUCCGCCGCCUCUAGGGAUCAUGCCAUCCACAUCAACAGCGAGAGACUAUGCGAUGAUGUGCUCGAAAGACUCGCUCCCACGUUCCACAACACGGGUCCAAUCGACAUCAUCGACUUGUAUCCCGGCAUCGGGCUCUGGUCGAGGAAGGUCAACGAGCUCCUCAAGCCACGACGCCAUAUCCUACUCGAACCUAACGAGAAAGACUAUCUACCCCAUCUACAACCCCUUCUCGACCGUAGCCCAAACUACAGAUUGCUGCCGUGGGAACCGCUCGACGAAAGGAAGCUGGCCGCCCUAUUCUCCGAGGAAUACCUCCCCGAGCAGCUCAAGCGCGUUUUGGGGCCGCAGGGCCGCAUCCACGUCAACCCGUCCUUGCUGAUCCUUGCAAAUAUGACACGCCAUCGGAACUCCUACUCGAAGAAGAUAUUCACUUUUCUCCGACACCUCGAGUCCUGCUUUGAUCAGACACUUUUCCACCAGCGCGGGCUGGUGCGAAUGAUCUCGUUAUUUUCUGCUGCGGACGCUGAAAAUGUUCUCCCCAGAAAGCUCUUUGGGCGCCGGAGGUUGGCGGUGCUUGCAGAUGCAACGGCGUCAGAAGUCAUACAGCUUGCUGGUGGCACCAAUGAGAGUAACAAUGCCGCACUCAAGGGAGGUGAUAUCUGGGAUCGAUCCGCAAGAGCAACUGCAGCUCGCGCGAAGAAUGCCGGGAUCACUACUCCGCGAGAUCGAAAGCCGAAGCCAAUAGAACUGGCCCCCGAGGCAUUGGCGCUACGUCCCAGUGAUAUACCGCAUUUCAAACGCCCCAGACAAGAUUGGCACAACGGCUUUCUCGAGCUGUACGAAGAGUAUAAACAAAACGCCAAAGAUAAUCCCGGAUCCACAAAGCUCCCGGAUCCCAAGAAGGAGAGCCUUUUCAUGGUACAGCGAAAGCGCCUCCUUCUUGAAAAUAGAGAAUCACAUAUAAUCGCGGACUGCCUUGAGAAGGGGCUCGCCAUCGAUGAUGUCCACGCCCAGCUUCGCUCCAUCAUGCAGAAGGGCAAACCAUAUCCCGUGGGCACUCCGGAACUCGUCUCAAAACUAGAAGCCCUCACGUCCGAGUACGACGCGGUCUUCUCCCAGCUCUCAAUGCUCUCCAAACUUCGCGCCGUCCAGCACAUCCAAGAAGUCCGCGCCUACAACAACAACACCGAUUCCACAGACUGCCACACCCCACUCCUCCUCUGGGACCGACGUGUCGCCGAACCCUUACGCAUCAAGCAGGAAGAGCUCCAACCCCCUAUCCCCUGCGGCAUCAUCGACUUCCACCCCAACCCAUCCUCGCCCAUGCUCCGCACCCUCCAAGAAUACACAUCCGCCAACAAAUCCCGCGAAGACUACCUCGACAUGAUCUCCCUCUUCAAGCAACUGAUCCGCAUCAUCUCACGCGGCAACGCCACCGCCGUCGACCGCUCCCUCCUUCACCCCUUGUUCCCCGGCCGCCCCGUGACAGACCUUGUCGAGGCCAUCCCGUCCCUGCGCAAAUUCGCAAGGGUCACAGCGACAUAUCCGCCAGGCUCCACCAUCAGAUCCGCAAAGGACCUCCAGCUUACGUUUGCCGAGGAUUGUCUGUCUGGAACGUAUUUGCGGGAACUUCCUAUCUCUGUGCUCUGGGAUAUUGCGCUGGAAUGGAAUAGGUGGCCCAUGCGAAUGAUAACUGCGCAGGAGCUGUGGAAGGUGCUGGGAGGCGGUGGUGUGCAGAGAAUAGAGGCGACGUUUGUCUCGCGGAAAAAUUGAAUGAAACUGCAUAUCUUUUGUCUUGUACUUUUUGCAGCGGAUUUACAGGGACGGAGUCGUGCAAGGGUGCUUCGGUGUGUGCUUGCAAUCUUGUUCUGUACAAAUAUACGUGUUCAUUUAACACAUAAACUCGAAAUUUCUUAUUUGGCUAGAAAUGAAGGAGGCGAACUGAAAGUGCGUCUUGGUUUGAUAGACUCUAAAAGCCACUUAAUCUAUUGAUUAUACAAUAGUG
This is a messenger RNA of Coccidioides posadasii C735 delta SOWgp, 2331 nucleotides long. RefSeq lists its product as uncharacterized. The record is from RefSeq and is a predicted model, not a curated record. Lineage: Eukaryota; Fungi; Ascomycota; Eurotiomycetes; Onygenales; Onygenaceae.